GAGCUAAUUCCUCCGCCCGCCUUUAAAUACAACGAAGUAAAAAGACAGCGCGGAAGAAGGCGUGUACAGUGGCCUCUCUGGCUCGGCGAAUUAUAACCCAGUUUUCUAGUUGUUGCCCGUAAAACAGCAACCGUGCCACGCCGCGCCCCCACCCCCAGCGGCGCCGUCAUGUGGCAGGAGGCCCGCAAGCACGAGCGCAAGCUCCGUGGCAUGAUGGUCGACUACAAACGACGUGGCGAGCGCCGUCGGGAAUACUACGAGAAGAUCAAAAAGGAUCCGGCCCAGUUCCUUCAGGUUCAUGGACGAGCCUACAAGAUCCACCUGGAUCCUGCUGUGGCUCUGGCUGCAGAAUCUCCCAUCAACAUGAUGCCAUGGCAAGGUGACGCCAGUAACAUGAUUGAUCGUUUCGACGUCCGAGCUCAUCUCGACUACGUCCCCACCUACACACCUCCGCUCAUCACCACACCAAGCGCAGAGCAGGAGAUGGAGGAGAGGAAAUGCAAUUACGAGCGCUACCGAGGCUUGGUGCAGAACGACUUUGCCAACAUCUCUGAGGAGCAGUGUUUGUACCAGAUUUACGUGGACGAACUCUAUGGUGGCCUACAGAAGCCAAACGAGGAUGAGAAGAAAAAGCUGGCGGAGAAAAAAGUUGCCAUUGGUUACACAUACGAGGACAGCACGGUGACAGAACCGGACCCCGCCUCGGACAAAGAUGAAGACAAUUCGGAGAACAGCGAAUCUGAAGAAGACGAGGUCAUCCCAGAUAUUGAUGUGGAGGUCGACAUUGACGAGCUGAACAACGAGCAGGAGCUGGAUCUCAACAAAGCGGCCACUCCCUAUGGAAUGGCUGAAGGAGACUUUGUCAGGAUGUUGAGGAAGGACAAAGAAGAGGUGGAGGCCAUCAAGCAUGCCAAAGCACUGGAGGCGGAGAAAGCCAUGUACUCUGGCCGCCGUUCUCGCCGACAAAGAAGAGAGUUCAGAGAGAAAAGACUGAAAGGACGACAAAUCAGCCCGCCAAGCUAUGCCAGAAGAGACAGUCCAACGUAUGAUCCUUACAAACGGCCAGACUCAGAAUCCAGCUCCGAGUCCCGCUCCCGCUCCCGGACCCCCGGUCCGGAGAAGAUAACCUUCAUCACCAGCUUUGGAGGCAGCGACGACGAAGCUGCGGCGGCGGCAGCGGCGGCGGCGGCCGUGGCGCAAGCCGCCGUCUCCCACGGCUCCUUCGCGCAGCACCCCGCAGGUCAUAGCAGGGCCUCCCGGAGACGAAGAUCCUCAUCCAGUCGUUCCCCUUCGUACUCCUCCUCCGCUUCUUCAUCGCGCUCCUCCUCUUCGUCCUCCCGUUCACGCCGCCGAUCGCGGAGAAGGGAUGACCGGCGCUCUCGGACCAACUCCCGCUUGAGACGACAUUCUCGCUCGUACUCGCGUGACCGGUCCCGGAGGAGGCGCGAGCGGACUCGCUCCAGAUCGCGACCCAGAGAACGCUCUCGGGAGAGGAGGCAAUAUUCUUCGAGGAGACGGACAAGAUCCCGCUCCAGCUCACGGCAAGGGGGUUCCUCUCGGCGAAGCGGCCGCACCGGUUACCGGCGGGGCGGGAGCAGCAGCGGCGGCAGUCCCUCGCCGUCCCCCGGCCGCCCCAACCACAGCCCCUCCCCUGACAACAGAGGACCCCCUGUUUCUGCUAACAUCGUUACCGACAAACUAAGAAAGCCUGAAACAAGCGGUGGUAAAAAGACGGGAGCUGCCAAAUCCAAGCUGACGCCCCAGGAGAAGCUCAAGCUCCGCAUGCAGAAGGCCCUCAACAGGCAGUCCAAGGCGGAUAAGAAAGCGGCUCAGGUGAAAAUCCAGCAACAGGAGCACAAACGACAGGAGCGAGAGGGAGAACUACGAGCCAUGGCACGCAAGAUACGCAUGAAGGAGCGUGAGCGGCGCGAGAAAGAGUGGGAUGAAUGGGAGCGACAAUACGGACGCCACAGCAGCAACUCGCCCUCUCCUUCCAAACAUGGUCGGGAUUCCAGCUCAUCCAGAAGGAGAUAUCGGUCCCACUCACGCUCACGUUCCCGCUCCCGUUCCAAAAGUCCGUACAGCAGAUACUGACCUGAAAUAUUGGAGGAACAAUAAAGCAGAACAUAAGCCAGGGUCACUCAUGUUGACGCAAACAUGUAUGUAUGUAAUAUGUUGUAACACGGGUUUACGUCGGAAUUAUGACACCGCAUUUCUCAUAUUUGGUUGGAAAAUAUGCUGCAGGUUAUUAAACCGGUUUGCAGUUCUUCUUAAAGCCCUCGCCACUCGUAUUUCAGAGCGACUCACACAUUGAGCACCUUUGACCUCUUCCUCUCUGAAUAUUUUCGAUUUCUUUUCCAAAUCACACCGAUUACAUCAAGUGUCUCUCGCUCUUUUUUUUUUUUUUUAUAAAAGCGAUAAUCCCUGCUCUGUCAUGUCCCAAUAAAAGUGUUCAUGAAACAAAACAAA
Molecule: messenger RNA, 2469 nt
Organism: Syngnathus typhle (broad-nosed pipefish)
Lineage: Eukaryota; Metazoa; Chordata; Actinopteri; Syngnathiformes; Syngnathidae
Gene: clasrp
Product: CLK4-associating serine/arginine rich protein
Exons: 21
Coding region: 169-2094 (641 amino acids)
Source: RefSeq, a predicted model, not a curated record